Molecule: messenger RNA, 6414 nt
Organism: Zootoca vivipara (common lizard)
Lineage: Eukaryota; Metazoa; Chordata; Lepidosauria; Squamata; Lacertidae
Product: somatomedin-B and thrombospondin type-1 domain-containing protein-like
Source: RefSeq, a predicted model, not a curated record
GCAGGAUCAGGCCAAUGGCCCUUCUAGUCCAAUAUCACAGUGGCCCAGAUGCCCAUGGGAAACCCGCAAGCACAAGAACACUCUUCCUUCUGUUAUUCAGAAGCAUUACUACUGUCUCCGACCAGCCACUGUGACUACUGAGGCUGGGCGAUAAUCUGGAUUUCAACAUCUGUGAUAUAUCUCCAGCUAAACAUCAUGAGAUAUCAUGAUGUCUGAAAUAAGGAUGGAGCUGGUUUUCAACUCUUGUAAUGUGUCACCAGCUAAGCAUCUGUGAUUCAUCACCUGCUCAACAUUGUGAUAUACUUACUGACAUAUUGCAGUGUCUGAAAUAAGGAUGGAGCUAUGUAGAGGAUGGAGCUAUGUUGGGACGCGGGUGGUGCUGUGGGUUAAACCACAGAGCCUAGGGCUUGCCGAUCAGAAAGUUGGCAGUUCGAAUCCCCGCAACGGGGUGAGCUCCCGUUGCUCGGUCCCAGCUCCUGCCAACCUAGCAGUUCAAAAGCACAUCAAAGUGCAAGUAGAUAAAUAGGUACCGCUCCGGUGGGAAGGUAAACGGCAUUUCCGUGCGCUGCUCUGGUUCGCCAGAAGCGGCUUAGUCAUGCUGGCCACAUGACCCGGAAGCUGUACGGCGGCUCCCUCGGCUAGUAAAGCGAGAUGAGCGCCUCAACCCCAGAGUCGUCCGCGACUGGACCUAAUGGUCAGGGGUCCCUUUACCUAUGUAGAGGCAUUGGCUGGCUUCACGGUUUUCCCCACAUUGUGGUUUUUGCAUAGUGCGUGCACACACAUGCACACACACAAACACCAUGAUCUUCAAUACAUUGCCAGGCCAAAAAUUAUGAAACCAAUAUGAUGAGAUGGACUUGAAACCGGUUUUGGAUGAUAUAUUGCCCGGCCCUAACACACAUCAUGAUUAAGAUCAGAAGAACUUUGCUGGCGAUCAGACCAAAGGCCCUUCAACACCAGCAUCCUGUUCUUGCCUUUGACCAACCAGGUGCCUCGAAGAAGCCAACAAGUGGGACACGGGUGCAAGAGCACUCCUAACUACUGUUUCUUGGCAGCUCUUAAGAGCGCUCUUGACUUUUGUUUGCUUCUGGGAGAUGUGGGAAUGUGUUGUGCUCCAGAGAGUACAGUGGUACCUUGGUUCUCGAACUCGAUCCGUUCUGGAACUCCGUUCGAAUUCCAAAACAUUCGAAAGCCAAUUGGCUGAUUGACCCCGGAAACAAAUGCAGACAGCCGAAACACAUGUUCAGCUUCUAAAAAACGUUAGCAAACCGGAACACUUACACUUUGUGGCGUUCGGGAGCCGAUUUGUUCGAAAACUAAGCCAUUCAGGAACCAAGGUACCUCUGUAUCUUCAGUCCAAAGCAUAGCUGCCAAGUACCCCGUUUUGCCCGGGAAACCCCCGUAUUUUCUUACCGUUUCCCGCUGGUCUCCCGAAUGGAUUUAUCUCCUGUAAAUCCCCCGGAAAGCAGCUCCUGCCGGCAGCCAUGUUUCUGGUGCUGCUCUGCCCAUUUCCAAAAUGGCCGUGGCGCCCGAAGUCGCUUCAACGCAUGUCCGGAAGUGUGUAGAAGUGACUUCCAGUGCCGCUCUACCCAUUUCCAUGUUGGAAAUGGGCAGAGAGGUGCUGGAAGUCGCUUCUACGCAUGUCCGGAAGUCGCGUAGAAGUGACUUCCCGUGCCGCACCGCUGCUGGUCCCGGAUUUUUCAAUCCGGAACUUGGCAGCUAUGGUCCAAAGAGCCUCUCACCAAAAUGCUCACCAUUGAGGGCAGGGCUGCACAGUCCAACCAAGCCCAUAGAAUCAGUCUAGGCCUAAAUUUGUUCCAGGGGGCAAGGUCAGUCAGUCACCCACAGUCGAUCUCGCAAAGGGUUUAGCGAGCAAGGAGAGGACACCAAGACGUGCACGCUAAAGAAGAAGGAAGCGGAAGCCUCUUAUGUUCCCAGCCACUGAAACACUCAAUAGGGACAGCUCAGCCACAUUCACACCAUACCGCUUAAAAAGUCAUGGCUUCCUCCAAAUAAAUCUGGGAGCUGUGGUUUAUUGAGGGUGCUGAGAGUUGUUAAGAGACCUCCUUCUAGUCCCAGAGCUACAAUUCCCAGAGUUCCCUGGGGAGAAGGAUCAAUUAUUAAGCCACUCUGCAUAUAGUAGCUCUGUUGGGGAGUAGGGGGUCUCCUAACAACUCUCAGCACCUUCGCUAAACCACAGGUCCCAGAAUUCUUUGUGGGAAGCCAUGACAGUUUAGAGUGGUAGUAUAAUGCUUUAAAUGUUGUUGUUUGUAUGCCACCCAUCUCCCAACCCAUUCUGGGCGGCUCCCAACAGAGUGAAAAUCACGAUCAAACAUCAAACAACAAAAACGUUCUGAAACAGGCCUGCCUUCAGAUGUCUUGCUCAGGGGUCGCAUAAAUAUGUGAAUGAGACCAAAACAGAUAGAUAGAUCCACCCAUUCUAGAGAGUGCACACUUUUUUAAACACACACACACACAGAGAGAGAGAGAGAGAGAGAGAGAGAGAGAGGAGGCGCUACCAUUCAAUAAAUUCCCAGGGAAUGAAAGUCGCGUUAAGAUUAGACUUUUGUGAUAUGGUGACGGGGAACUGAAAAGGAUGGGAUAAUGCUAGCUUUGUUGCAGCGUAAUUAUUAUUUCAAUUUACUACAGUGGUACCUCGGUUUGCAACCACAAUCCGUUCCAUGGAGGCGUUCGCUUGCCGAGGCGUUCGCUCACCGAUGGCACGAUUCUGUGCGUGCACGAAGCGCUGAUAGAGCGCUUCUGCGCAUGUGCGAGCUGCACAGAUCGCUUCUGCGCAUCCGAUGCCACGGAACCCGGAUGUAAACACUUCCGGGUCCGCGGCAUUCGCUUGCCAAAGCGUUCGUAAACGGAGGUAGUCGUAAACCAAGGUUCCACUGUAGUCGCUUUUUUCUUGCCACGGCAACUCACAGUGACUUCCAAAAAACACACAAAGCAAACAAGCAAAAACCCCACUUACAUUAAAAUCGAGACGAUAAUAACAUAACAGCAUCUAACCUCCCUGCAAACAAAUUGGAAAGAAUGCUGAUUUGCCCAAUGUCAUCUAAUCGCCCUGCAAAGAAGAAGCGUCAAUAAGCAGGUUGUCUGGAAUAUGCAUAUAUAAAUCACCAUGAGGGUCUUUUGCCUUUUUAAAAAAAAUAAUAUUUCCAGAUUCUUAGAGAAUCUGGCUUUAAGACCCAGGAGAAACUUUUGCACAUGGAACUGAAAGGAGGGGAAUAACUUUUUUGAAGGGGGGGGGAUGUCCAGCCAAUCCCCUUGUGUGCAUUGGGGAACAACACCCAUCUGAUGUUGUUUCUUGUAUAAAAGGCCAUCACCGGUUUGAAGCCCAGUUGAGCGGUGACAGCUUUUGCUGCCACCCGCCCAUGAAAGGGGGAAAGGCAAAGAGGCUUCUCUUCAAGCAGCAAAAAUCUCUCCAGCGACCCACAUGCCAAUGCUCAGUCACUGAGCACCGCUUGCCAACACCGCCGCAUCUCUUAAAUAAGAGGCGUCUUUCCUUCCUCUCGCACGCCGCCGGCCGGGUAGAUGUUGAAGUUCGAGGCUUCCACCCAGUCGCUUCCGUUGUGGGACAUAAUGCCACUUUAAUCCUUUGCCUGGGGAGCCCAUUCCCUCUCUGGAGGGCCUGGCUUUGGAGAGGGAGAGAGUGUGAAAGAGAGAGAGAAACUGGGCAAAACCUCUGGAGAGCUGUUGAAGGCCGUCCAGUGUGACUUGUGGUGACGAAAGGUCAUCCACACUCGGUGAUUCCUAGCAGCCGGUUUUGUAGGGGAGGCAAGCCAAAGCUGCAGUCAUGAGGGAACCGGGAACCGGUGUGGGAUACCAGCUAGCCUUCUGCGUGUGGUUUCUGGUGCACGGCCUCGCCGAGGGUGGAUGCGGCGACCGAGAGGCCCACAAAUGCUGCCCGGGCCGGAAUAACGAUUGCUCCGAUUUCUCUCCGAGGAGAACGCCGUGUUACUGUGAUACCUACUGCGAGAAAACCGGGGAUUGCUGUGAAGAUUAUCACUCCGUCUGCCAGAUCUCGGCAGCUGUGGACUGUGUGGUCGGUCCUUGGGGUCCCUGGAGCGAAUGCAAUGCUCUUUGCGGUACGGGCAGCAAAGACCGGACUCGCCAGGUCACCGUGCCACCUCGGAACGGAGGAACCCCCUGCCCAGACCUAAAGCAGAGGCGGGGGUGCCUUGGGGAGAGCUCGGCCUGCGAUUCAGCAAAAGAGGUGGCUAAGAUCCUGCCCGAUUCUUUUAAAAGGGAUUUUAAGGACCCCUGGAGAAGACCUCACAUGUUAACGAGGGAGAAGCUGCCAAGUUACUGCAUCUACUUCCGCCUGACGCAGGUGAGCCCUGCUUGCCGCCUGCAUUUCUGGAGCAGGCCGCUGGCGAGAGAGCGUCGUGUCUGCGUGGAAUGCCAAGGGAAUGCUGUGGGCAGCAAGAAACGGUGCCAAGGAGACGGUCUGCAGGGAGCCAGAACAUUCUGGACUGCGGCGUCCAUCGCUGGCUGCCAAGGAUCCUGGGUGCAGGAAUCUCUACAGGAGAAAUGUUUGUGCCCUCAACUCUCCUUUAUCUUCAUAUGACAUCAUGUCGAGCUGAGUGGCAAUCUCAAGAAGACCGAACGCAGCUGUUUUGGGGUGUUUUGGUAAAGAAGAGAGCUGAAGGAAUCAAUGGCAAUCCUCAAACUACAUUUUUCCAAUCAUCAUGCACCAACACUCAUUGUUUCCACUUGUUUUAUACUGGACACCCGACCGUGUAUUGUUUCCAAGCACAAGAACGUCUGAUUCAAUCUCUCUUUGUUUAAAAAAGAAAAGAAGAACUGCAUAUAUACCGAUAUAUAUAUACAUACAUACAUUAUAUACCUCUGAAAAAGGUAUACUACCUCCACCAUUGCAGCUAAAAUGGAAGAUGGCGUAUUUUCUCUGCUUUCCACAGUGACUCCCAGCUUUAUUUAAGACAGGGAACUCCCCCCCCCCAGAGCCCAAGAAACAUAUUCCCUUCUGGGCAAUGUUCCAGGGGUCAAAUCUCCAUUGGGGGAGGAGCCAGAGUCAAAAUCGGGCAGAGCAAUGAAUGUCAAUUUUAUAUUUGCGCAUUGUGGGAAUGUUGUGGAUACUAGGAGAGGAUAUAGUGAUUUGAUAAUAUCCUUCCUAACUCACGCUUGUGAGCCAGCAGCAGAGUGACAUUCCCCAAUACAUAGCAGGAAGCUAGUUGGUAGAUUCGUUUGAAUCUCUUUACUUAAGCAAUCCAUUCUGGCUUUGCCCAGAUUGGGUUCUGUUCCUGGCAAGUCCCCUUUUAACCCCCCUGAAAAGAAUAAAGACACAACAAUCUUCUAUUAAAAGUAAUAAGAUGUUUACUCACUUUUAGUUCACAGUUGGAUCCCUGAAGGCUGGCUUUAGCUUAGAGUUACAUGCUAUUGAGAAAUGCACCCCAUCGAGUUAAACAAGGCUUACUUUCAGGGAAGGGAUGUCCGAGAAUUCGGACAGCAAUGAAAACGGGAGAUUGCUACUGUUUGUCUCAUAUUUGCACUGUGUUUCCUCGGCACUGAAACGAAUGGAGUGGUAUCACGUAAUAGCAAUGUAAAUUUACGUAAUUAACUUCGCAAAUUACACGAGGCGUGUGAUUUUGCCACAGUGGACAGUGAGACAAAUAACGUCGUUUUUUUGGCAGAAAGUGAACUGCAGCAAAACAAGAGCGCUGGGUUUGGUGAAAAUGGUGGGCAUGGGGUUGCAGCUAAAAUUCUUUAUGGAAUAAGGGCUAGAAUCAAUGUUGAAGUUUUUCACCUAGCCUGUGGCAGUACUUGAAUUUGCAAACACAUUGAAAGAAUGAAACAUUGCCAAAGAUGGUUAUUUGAAGGAUUAAGAAUUUCCCCCAGUUUGGGGCACAUUCCAUUUUUGCAUUGCUUCAUAAACUUGCAAAUCCCAUUUGACCAGUGACUAUCUUGGGACAAAAUAAUGAAUAUAUGUAAUCCUUGGGCAAAUGGUAGAUUCAUCAUAAUACCCUCAAGUGUGAAAAGAGUCUUUAUAAAUUUCAGCAUACCCUGCUGGAUAUUACCAUUGAAGCCCUGAAUAACUUGGACCUGGGAUGCUGAAAGGGCUAUUUUCUUCUACACAUAUAUGCCUGGCGUCCCUUUAAAAUAUAUAUUUUAAACUAAAUUCAAACUUCUAACCAAUUCCCCCGCUGCCCCGCAAAGCAGAAACUACCGGUACUUGCAGAAACAGGGGCAAGACAAGGGAGGCAGAAAUUUAUCAAACAUUGGAGCCCCUAGCAAAGAAAAGCACAAGUCUCUCUCUCUCGUGAGCAAGGCCUAAUUUCUCUUCCCAAGGAGUCCAGGGAUUUUCCUUUGGUGUCAACUAAAAAGACGAGGGCGAUAUUGCAAAUUAAUUUGACACCUCCAAAGUCAGCUCUGCACAUCUGAAUAGCU